GAUAUUUUACUAAUAAUUGGACUAUAAAACCACAUAAUUCAUUAAUCUUCAACUGCUACACGAAAAACUUAAUCAAGUUUUGUUAAAAUCACGUUUAAAUUUUCUCUUGAAAUCAUAUAGAAGUUAAUAUAUCUUAUAUUUUUUGAGCUUGCUUCAUGGAAGUUCUGUUGCGGCUUAAUGCCUUUGUGCUUUUGGGUUUUUGCGUUGCAGUACGUGCCAGCAUCCCCGUGCCACCUCUGUUAAAACCUGCCACUUCGAUAUCAGCCAACUCCUUCGUCUGCAAGUUGAUAGAAAAUUUCUCCCCAACAUUUCGGCGAUCGAGACGGUCAGGCCAUAUCACUCCAUUCAACGUGAAAGGACUCUUGACUCCUAACUAUGGCUACUAUGCUGUAGAUAGAUCAGACGAAAGUUCCGACAACAUCACUAUUAAAAUGGAUGGUUUGAAGUCCGGAACAUUCUACACUUUUGAGUUGUUACAAAUUUUGAGUUUCUUUGACGAGGGUCCGGGAGAUGUGAUUGACAUCUAUCCAAGCUCAACUGAUCAGAGCUGCUCUGCAAUGACAGAUUUCCCUGAAUUGGCAGGGGGUGAAUUGGAGGCAGUUUCUAAAAAUGGGAAAGAUGAGGAGUUCUGUGUGAUGUUUUUCUACCCCAAAAAUGAUAUCAGCUACAACAGGUACAAACUCGAGGUGGAGCAGGGAUCGAUCAAUCAAGUGGCGGCGGGUGGGGACGGAUUCAAAGCUAUUGCCGAAAUA
This is a messenger RNA of Symsagittifera roscoffensis, 752 nucleotides long. RefSeq lists its product as uncharacterized. The transcript has 3 exons. Lineage: Eukaryota; Metazoa; Xenacoelomorpha; Acoela; Convolutidae. The record is from RefSeq and is a predicted model, not a curated record. The annotation marks the transcript as partial.